This is a messenger RNA of Drosophila bipectinata, 2577 nucleotides long. RefSeq names its product Rabphilin (gene Rph). Gene Ontology annotation, molecular function: small GTPase binding. The record is from RefSeq and is a predicted model, not a curated record. Gene Ontology annotation, biological process: intracellular protein transport. NCBI's taxonomy places the organism in Eukaryota, Metazoa, Arthropoda, Insecta, Diptera, Drosophilidae. Gene Ontology annotation, cellular component: membrane.
AGUUGUGCCUCAGACGCCAACCAGGCUGCGUGCGCAUACGGACGUCGACGCUCCGCCCAACGUUCCGUAACGCUUCGCAACCGUUGUCCGGACUCCGGAGACGUGUAUUGCUGCUGCAUGCCGCAGAAAAACACAACAGUUGGGAAAAACAGCAGAAUAACUGUUCUUGGGGGAUAAGCGCGAGCCUGUCGGCUGGCAAUGAAUGGGAAGCGCUGUUGUUAGCGACAGCGACGCAAGAUAAAAAGACGGCGACUAUAAUGUGACAAGAUGGACUUCCAGAACCGCAACAACACGGCCAACAAGUUUGUCUGUCCCAGUGACAGACAGCUGGCCCUGCGUGCCAAAUUGAAAGCCGGAUGGAGCAGCUCCAAGAGCAGUGAACCCCUGCGGCCCGAGGAGCAGGAGGCCAUCAUAUCGGUGAUCCGGCGGAACGAGGAGAUCGAAGUGGCGGAGCGCCUACGGGUGGGGCGACUUGUGGAGCGCGUGGAGAAGAUCAAGCAGCAUGCCGUGGAACGGGGCCCGAACUGCUGUCGCCUCUGCGGCGAUACCUUCGGCCUGCUUCGCGGCCACCGGAUCAUAUGCGAGGACUGCCGCCAGGCGGUGUGCACCAAGUGCAGUCUGGAUAUCAACAUCCGGUAUCACACCAGCGAGAAGUCCCGUGAGAUCUGGCUGUGUCGCAUCUGCUCCGAGACGAGGGAGAUGUGGAAGAAGUCCGGCGCCUGGUUCUUCAAGGGCUUACCCAAAUACGACAUUCCACGCAGUGCCAGUGCCACGCCCACGCCCACUCCCUGCGCAGGAAGCAUGGCAGGAGACACGCGGGCCGUGCAGAGUUGCCACGGCACACCGACGCGUCCGGCGCGGGUGAAGAAGCUAACGAUCCGGGUUAACGACAGCAGUUCCAGUUCGGGUCACUCCGAGCCAGAGGACGAAGUGGACGGCGGACCAGGCGGUGCCUCGGCCAGCAACGGAGGCAGUGCUGGGGGAGCCGGGAGUGUCCCUAAGAGCGGGUCAGCCACCGGCGGACGACUGCAGCGGGACGAUAGCUUCCGGUUGAGGGCCUACGGUUCCAUACGGAGCUUCAUCGACGGCGGCGAACGGAAACUGUCCAACUCCUUCUUCUUCGGCCGCCAGCAGAGCCAUCGGCCCUCGGAGUGUCCGGACUACGACAGCGUCAGCAUGUCCAAGUUGCGGCGGGAGAGCAGCUUCCUGCGGCGUGGUUCUGUGAGCUCUUCCUGGUCCAUUAGCGACAGCUCCGGAUCGGGCAACUCUGGCAACUCGCAUACCACCCAGUCUCAGGCCCCAUCCACCACCCAGUCCCAGUCCCAAUCCCAGCUGUAUCAUCAACAGCAGCAGCAGCACUGUCGGGAUCCGCUCCUCGGCUGGCUGGAGAUCGCCAUCAGCUAUAGGGAGGCCUUCCACAGCCUGGACUGUACGAUGGUCCGGGCCAGGGAUCUGCCAGCCAUGGAUGCCGCCGGUCUCACCGAUCCCUACUGCAAGCUCAACAUCAUCACCCCCGAGGCCCACACCAAGUACACCCGAUGGCAGCGCACCAAGACUGUGCACAAGACCCGCAACCCGGAGUUCAAUGAGACGCUGCAGUUCGUCGGCGUGGAGCCGGAGGAACUGGGUAACUCUCUGCUUUAUGUGGCACUCUUUGAUGACGACAAGUACGGACACGAUUUCCUGGGGGCGGCGAAGGUCUGCCUCUCUACGGUGCAUAGUACAACCCAGUACCGGAUAUCAGUGCCCCUGGGAGCGGAGGAUCAGUACAGCAAUGCGGCGGAGAUGUCCCAGAACUGGCCGAAUGGCAAGAUGCUGCUAUCGCUCUGUUACAACACGAAGCGCCGGGCUCUGGUGGUGAACGUGAAGCAGUGCAUCAAUCUAAUGCCGAUGGACAACAAUGGAAGCUCGGAUCCCUUUGUUAAAAUACAAUUAAAACCCGACGCACACAAGAACAAAAAGCACAAGACCAGCGUCAAGUGGCGCACGCUCAAUCCGAUCUACAACGAGGAGUUCUACUUCGAGGCCAGUCCCCACGACCUCAACAAGGAGAUGCUCAUCCUGACUGUCUGGGAUAAGGAUCUGGGGAAGAGCAACGACUUCCUCGGCAGCCUGCAGUUGGGCGCCCAAAGCAAGGGCGAUCGCCUCCAGCAGUGGCUCGACUGCAUCCGGUUGCCGGAUCAUUUCCAUGAGAAGUGGCACUGCCUCGCCCCCGACAAUCCCGCCCACUAAAGGAUCAACACCAUACAAUCCCGCCGCCCAUCCUGCCCCCAAUCCAAAAGCAUAAAAACCAAAUCGAUCCAAUCUUAUCGAACUUAUCCUUGGAAGUCAACCGCUGGGUUUCUAAUUUUUUGGUGGGAAUUCUGUUUUGUUUCUUCAGUGUUACUUCAAGAUUAAGGGUGGCAGUUAUUGUAAAAAAAUCUGAUUAUUUGUUUCAUAAAAGCUGUUAUUUGUUUCUCCUAAAAAAAAAAAAAGUUUAUUCAAUUUUAUUCAGAAACUAUAUCCGGUUCAAAAUGUGUAUAAUUAAAAUAUGGGCUAAACCGGAAGACUUUAAUCAUAUGCCUAUUUUUUAGGAGG